Messenger RNA from Podarcis muralis (Common wall lizard), 3068 nucleotides. The record is from RefSeq and is a predicted model, not a curated record. Lineage: Eukaryota; Metazoa; Chordata; Lepidosauria; Squamata; Lacertidae.
CCCGGCAAGACGGCUUCCUAGAGCCCCAGGAGCAGGAACCCCUUCGCCCUUCGGCCCCCGGAUCUCCCUGCCAUGGCUGCGACGGAGCUGGAGCGCUUCUCUAAUGAAGAGAAACGGAAUCUCGCUCUGGGAGGCCAUGUUGGAUUUGACAGUCUUCCUGAUCAGCUUGUCAGCAAAUCCGUAGCGCAAGGCUUCAGCUUCAACAUCCUCUGUGUGGGUGAAACUGGCAUUGGGAAGUCAACGUUGAUGAACACUCUCUUCAAUACAACAUUUGAGACUGAAGAAGCCAGUCACUAUGAGCAUGCUGUUCGCUUGCGGCCACGGACUUACGACCUGCAGGAAAGCAACGUCCACCUGAAAUUAACCAUUGUAGAUGCUGUGGGGUUUGGGGAUCAGAUAAAUAAAGAUGAAAGUUACAGGCCGAUAGUAGAUUACAUUGACACGCAGUUUGAAAACUACUUACAAGAAGAGCUCAAAAUCCGGCGUUCCCUCUUUAAUUAUCAUGAUACAAGAAUCCAUGUCUGCCUUUAUUUCAUCACUCCAACUGGUCACUCGCUGAAGUCCUUGGAUCUGGUGACCAUGAAAAAGCUGGAUAGUAAGGUGAACAUUAUCCCUAUAAUUGCCAAAGCUGACACCAUUUCCAAGAGCGAGUUGCACAAGUUUAAGAUUAAGAUCAUGAGCGAACUGGUUAGCAAUGGAGUCCAGAUCUAUCAGUUCCCCACAGAUGAUGAUGCUGUGGCUGAGAUUAACUCUGUGAUGAAUGCUCAUCUGCCGUUUGCUGUUGUAGGAAGCACAGAAGAGGUAAAGGUUGGAAAUAAAAUGGUGAGGGCUCGGCAAUAUCCUUGGGGUGUGGUACAAGUUGAGAAUGAAAGCCACUGUGACUUUGUAAAGCUGCGAGAGAUGCUGAUCCGUGUCAACAUGGAAGAUCUGCGGGAGCAAACUCACACUCGCCACUACGAGCUUUACAGGCGGUGUAAGCUAGAAGAAAUGGGCUUCAAAGAUACUGAUCCUGACAGCCAGCCAUUCAGCCUUCAAGAAACCUAUGAGACCAAGAGAAAAGAAUUCCUCUGUGAGUUGCAGAAGAAAGAGGAAGAAAUGAGGCAAAUGUUUGUGAACAAGGUCAAGGAAACAGAGUUGGAACUGAAAGAAAAGGAGAGAGAACUGCAUGAGAAGUUUGAACAUCUAAAAAGAAUGCAUCAGGAAGAGAAGAGGAAAGUGGAGGAGAAGAGAAGAGAGCUGGAGGAGGAGAUGAACGCCUUCAACAGGAGGAAAGUGGCAGUUGAAACCCUGCAGUGUCAGUCUCUGCAAGCCACUUCACAGCAGCCGCUGAAGAAGGACAAAGACAAGAAAAACAGAUCAGUAAUUACAGGAAACCAGUCAGGAGUCAGCCUCUCCAACUCUAAGGUGAUGAUCACCAAAGCCAAUGUGGAGCCCUUAAACUGCAAUACUUGGUGGCAUGCCAUACAGUGCUGUAGCUGCUUGGUCAAGAAUGCGGCAUGGCGGGAAGGAUUCCUCUGAGGCAGCCCAUUUAGUAGAUGGGGCCACUUGGACAUCACCAUGGCAUGGAACUGGAGAGAAGAGAAAACAUUUAUAUAUCACACACACACACACACAUAUAUAUAUUUAAGCACACACGCACAUUUAUUUAUAUUUAUUUAUAUAUAUAUACGUAUAUAUAUAUAAAAAAAACAGAACUGAGGUCAACUGUGAACUUUGUACGUUUUCAUAUGUCAUUGACCAGAAGUGCAAACUAAUCCUUAUUCAUGGCAGGAAACCUCUUAUAAAGUUUUGUUAUUAUUUUUUUGUCCUGCUGUUACCAUUUGUGUCGUAUUUGCCAAAUAUUGAAAUGUUGAAGCUUCUACUGAAUGUAACUUAAUUCUGAAUUCGUUGCAUUGUUCGCAAUUGUCAAUUCAGAAGGUUUUGACUUCUCGUUUGUAAAACUGAGUAAUGGUGAUAAUUCAAGCCAGCAAACAGGAGAGAGAGAGAACAACUGAUGAUGCUUGGAAGCAGAACUAAUACAAUCUCAUCAUCCUGGUUCUGAUCAGACAUUUCCCCCCAAACAAUCCUGAUGCCAGGAUGACCCAGGAAUCCACCCUUUGCUAUAAAGCAGGGGUUGGGGAAUCUGCAGCUCUCCGGAUACUGCUGGACUGUAACUCCUGUCACUUCUGACCACUGGCCAGGCUGGAUGGGGUUGAUGGGAGCUGGGGUCCAGCCACAUUAAGAGAGUCACAGGUCACCCACCCAUGCUGUGAAGAGAUGAACUCUGAGAGACAUUAUCACACGACUUUUGCCUUACUAUAGCACAUGGUAACUUCUUAACGGGGAGUUUUCUUCCGGAAAACGUUUAGCAAAUAAGAUGUGACUUAAGUGCCAGAUCAGAAUGAUCUAAUUUGCCUAAAAAUGAGGGUCAAAUGUUUUUAUGCAGGGUGAGGAGUAAAGAAAAGCUGAUCUGAGAUGCCCCAUUUGUGAAAUGUAGCAAAAACUCUGAAAGCUUUUUAUGUACAGUAUUGAGAGUGCAGAUAGUUAGAAAUAUUUUUGCAGUGUAUAUUUAAAACAAACGGAACAAAUCUCUAGUGGUACAGUAUGAGCUCUUUUUAAAAGUCAAUUAUUAGUUGUCCUUUCAAAAUGGGAGUCUACACUGUUUGUAAAUCAAACUUAUGGAAUAGUUGGGUGUUCAAAUGGAAUUUCAGUAUCUUGAACAGUAAUUCACUUCAAAAGAUUUGCAGAUAGUUAAGAAUGAGUGGUCUGCGAGGCUAACUAGAAGGGAAUGUAUGCGCACCAUUGCUGUUUUCUAGUCUUAUUUGAUAAAAACAACAACCCUAGUUUAGCCUUUUGCAAAAAAGAAAAAGAAAACAUGUCUAGUGCUUACAAUGUUUAAGAAAUCGAUUGAUGUUGCUGUGUAAAGAUCCCAGUGAAGUUUAUUGAGUAUAAUUCUUUCCAUUCUCACAAUCUCAGCUGGAGAACAUUUACAACCACUCUGCACUGCAAGCUUCUUUACCGAUGGUAUUAUCUGUUUUAAAACAAAAGGAAAAAUAAUAAUAAUAAAAGAAGCCCAAAUUCCUAUGAAA